AUGGCGCCGGUUGGUCUCCCCCCAGGCUUUAGGUUUCAUCCAACUGAUGAGGAGCUUGUGAACUAUUACCUCAAGAGGAAGGUCCAUGGCCAGAGCAUCGAACUCGACAUCAUCCCAGAGGUAGACCUCUACAAGUGUGAGCCUUGGGAGCUAGCAGAGAAAUCGUUCCUGCCCAGUAGAGACCCUGAGUGGUACUUCUUUGGGCCAAGGGAUAGGAAGUAUCCAAAUGGAUGCCGGACGAACCGAGCAACUCGAGCAGGAUACUGGAAAUCGACCGGCAAAGAUCGAUCCAUCAACUACCAGAAGAGGUCAAUCGGUAUGAAGAAGACAUUAGUCUUCUACCAAGGCCGAGCUCCUCAGGGGAUCAGGAGCAACUGGGUCAUGCAUGAGUACCGCAUCGAGGAAAGCGAAUGCAACAACACCAUGGGGGUUCAGGUUACUCCUUCAUCCUCCUCUCCUCACUUUCAGUAUCAGUUAAAUCAUUGUGUUUCUGCUGCAUUUAGUGAGCUCAGGAUGCAGUUCAUGGACUCCUAUGCGCUAUGUCGGGUUUUCAAGAAAAAUGUGCCGGCUGGUGAAUUUGAAAAACAAGGGGAAUGCAGCUCAUCACAGGCUAAAGGAAAUCAAGAACAGGUUACAGACUUUGAGGAUGCUGGAGAGUCCUCAACUGCAAACGAGAAUGACAAAGACAAUUCUUGGAUGCAGUUCAUAGUGGAAGACCUGUGGUGCAGCAACAAAACCAAGUAA
Triticum turgidum subsp. durum (durum wheat) is the source of this 744-nucleotide messenger RNA. The record is from the annotation of a GenBank genome assembly. Lineage: Eukaryota; Viridiplantae; Streptophyta; Magnoliopsida; Poales; Poaceae.